Molecule: messenger RNA, 612 nt
Organism: Tauraco erythrolophus (red-crested turaco)
Lineage: Eukaryota; Metazoa; Chordata; Aves; Musophagiformes; Musophagidae
Source: RefSeq, a predicted model, not a curated record
GCCCUGCUCUGUGUGCUGCGCGCACAGGCUGAGGACCGCGGGGCUGCAGGGCUGGAUGAGAGCAAGAUUGCAGGGAAAUGGUACAUCGUUGCUCUGGCCUCCGACUCCGAGAGCUACCUCCAAAAGAAGGACGAGCUGAAGAUGGCCAUGACCACCAUCGCAGUCCUGGGGAACGGUGACCUGAACGUCUCCUUUGCCAUUCCCUCCCCAGAGGGAUGUAAGAAAUCGGAGUGGAUCUACAAGCAAACAGGCACCCCGGGUGAAUACUACAGCCCUGAGAGAAGCAAUUCCACGAUGCGGGUGCUGGACACCGACGGCAAGACGUACGCGGUCAUCUUUGCCUCCAGAGAGAAGGAUGGGAAGACCCUGUACAUGCUGAGGCUCCACAGCAGAACCCAGGAGGUGAGCCCUGAAAUCACAGCGCUGUUCAAGAAGCUUGCGAGGGAGAAGAGCUUCACCGACGAGAUGAUCGCAAUGCCGCCCAGUCAGGGUGCCUUCCAGGAGUACAUUGAUAUUGCCCCGGUGUCCCAAACCACUGGUGCUGCCAGACACUCCUGGUGGGAAGAGAGGAAACAUCUUCUCAAGGUGACGCAGAAUUGGGGGCUGCCUUGA